UAAUACAGUUAGACCAUUGGGUCAGAUGCAUGAAAAGUAGCAUGCUGGCAUGCAAUUGCUUCAAGCACAAGCAAUAGCAAGCCAAGCAAAAUAUAAUGCUAUACCGAUUGACUUAUUUUAUAUGCAUAACCCUUUGCUAGUGCUUAAACCAUUUUCUUGCAAACGCUCAAGCUGCUCUGACGGAGCUUAAAAAAAACACAAGCUAGUGCUUUCAGAACGCACAAACGAAAUGGUCGCUUUAUACAUACGCUUUGAAAUGCUGGCAGUCAGUUAGCGAUCAUUGCUUGAACAUGGUAGCAAAAGUAUUUACUCGCUCAUUUUUAUGCAAACUUAAUCAAGCAAAACCAAGCAAAAGCCCCGAAAAAGCAAUUGCUAUUUUUUACGCAUCUGAUCCAACAUUUCUCCUUAUUUUAUCCCCCGUUUGUUUUGGCCAGCAGAUGGGGGGGGGGGGGGACGUUCCCUUCUGCCCCCACGAAUAUAGUUACGCCGCUGUUUAUCGGACAGUAAUCAUUCGCCGCUGGUGGAAAAGCAGCGCCAGUGUCUUGCUUCAGCUCUGCAGGCGAGAAAAUAAUGUUUUUUUUUUCAAAAUGAAUGUUGUGUAGUCUCAUCUUUUUCGUUCAUGUUGUAACGAACCAUACUCUGCAAGAGCGCGGGCGGCACACAUUUGCGGGGAAUUCCACGUGGUAUUUCCCGUGUCUCAAAAUAGAUGUGCAUGUCUCAUUUCUCAAUCACAUCCGUUGCCCGUUUAGUUCAUUCGGCAACAUCGAAAUCGAAUUGUUCUGCGCUCGUAAUAUUUUCACGCAGAUAACUGAAAACAUUCAAUUUAUUGAGAAAUGGAGUUAUAUUUUGAUUUCUUUUACUAUUCGUCGUGAAGCGAACUUUUACGAAGUCUAUACUGUUAUGCCGCAGGACGAUUGACCAAAGAUUUUUUUUUAUUGUUGUCGAUGUCAAGUUGGGGAAUCUAAUGCAGCUUCUCUCAAGGUGUUGAGCAGAGUAAAGGUGGUCUGAUGGUUGUUGAAGAUGUGGAACGAUGAACAGCUCCACUACGGCAACGAUAGAUAUUCUGAGCUUGGUCCUAAUCUAAGGAAUGACAGCGGGAGAGGUGGACGUAGAGGUGGACUCAGACGACAAGGACGGGGAGCACUAACGGGUAUAGAUGGUGGCAGACUAGACAGAAGAGACGACAGUCAUGAUAGAAUGAAUCGUAGAAGAUCGCGCACAAGGGACGGAUCCCGAGACAGGGUAGUCGCCGAAAAUCCCGAGAGAUUCAGGGGAGAUCACUUUCCAAGAGGUAGAAGAGAUGGAGAAAGGGGAAGAGGUGAAGGGCAGGGUAGGCCUCCUGUAAGAGAACGAGACACGAGAGGCGAUGAUGACAAAAGAGGCCCAUUCCGCCAGCGUCACGGUGACAGACAACAUGAUGGACAACGAGGAACUUCUGCAAGAGGUCGGGGUCAAAGAGGAGGCCAUGUGGAUAACGCAUCUAGAUCUACAAGACAUGGUUACCGGACAGAUGAAAAUACUAGACGCGGACAGUCCCAGGGUAGAUUCUCCAAGAACCAAGGCAACUUCAGACCUCUUAGUUCUAGACUUCUAAUGGAAAUUCUCGAGAAAGACCCUUCAGAGGCUGCUACUGAGCUCGGGUCCCUUAAAGGAAACCUUCAAGCUGGUCUAAAUGAUGACUCGAUAGAUGAAAUACGUCAACACCUCUUUUGGAAGGCUCUUGCAUUCAUUUGUGGAGCUCUAGGUGUGGACCAAACAGUGACCAUGCUCCUCACAAUGACACUUGACUCGAAGCUAUGUGGUCAGCAUUUACGCACGUUUAUGACUAAGCUUAGGCGUCAUGGAGAGCAAAUCGGAGAAAGACGAUCGACAAUGUUGAAGAAUGUUUUCACUGUCUUUCUUUCAGCGAUGCAAAGUUUGCCGAGCCGUGCGUCUGAUCUCAAAGUCGCUGUCACACUAAUUUCCGACGCUGUAUCAGAAAUGGAUGAAGAUGAAAGACGGAAUGAGCUUAUGAAGUCAAUAAAGAUGUUGAGCAGUCACAUUGAGGAUAUUGAAAAGGAGAGAGAGAAAAGGCGACAGAUGGACCGAAUUUCAAAGAACCCACCCCCUGACGAUUUUCGCCAGCAAAACAUUCUUCCUACCGUCAAGGAAUUGCAACCUGGAUAUCAACCAUUUCUUCGUCCUCACCUAACAAGAGGAGUGUAUGCCGAUGUAGACCACUACCUGGACGUUCAAUUCAGACUCCUAAAGGAAGACUUCAUUUACCCUCUCCGCAAUGGGAUAUCUGAGUACCUAACUUUCAAGAAAGCUAAUCCUGAUAGGAGGGCCAAACUUCAGGAUGUGCGCAUCUAUGAGGAAGCUCGGUUUGAUAAAUCCGUCCGCGACUUCUCGGGAAUAUCCCACUACAUGGCUUUCAAGAAGUUGCCCAGAGUCCGAUGGAACUCGACAAAGCGGCUCAUGUACGGAUCACUGCUUAUCCUCUCAACAGAUGAUUUCAAGUCGUACCUUUUCGCUACAGUCGCCAAAAGGGAUGUUGAAGAUCUAGAGAAAGGAUUGGUAGCAGUAACACUGGUCGACCAAGAAGAUGCAUCUUGUCUCCAAAAUAAGACUUUUGUAAUGGCAGAAUCAUCCGUCUUCUUUGAAGCAUAUCGUCCAGUUCUCCUAGGACUCCAGCGUAUGUCUAGACAUUCCUUGCCAUUUUCAAGAUAUACUUUGAGUAUGUUAAGUGAUAUAAAGCCACCUGACUACCUAAUGGAAUGCAUAAUUACUGAAGAUGGCGACAUGAUACAAGAGCAAAGAAGCAUCGAUAUCUCGCCAUUGCUGAAACGUACGCAACGGCGCUGUCAAAAAGUUGACGUUCUUUGUGAUGGUGCUUGGCCUGAUUUGUACGACGUAGAGCUUGAUCAUUCACAAUACGAAGCAGCAAAGGCGGCUCUCACUAAAGAACUGUCUAUCAUACAGGGUCCUCCAGGUACUGGCAAGACCUACAUUGGACUUAAGAUUGUGGAAACCCUUCUACGUAACAAAAACAUCUGGUCAAGUGACGAAGAGCCUGGCCAAAUUUUGCUCGUUUGCUACACCAAUCAUGCUCUCGAUCAAUUUCUGGAAGGCAUCUUAAAAUUCCAUCACGAUGGCAUCGUGAGAGUUGGGAGUCGAAGCAAGAGUGAGCAGUUACAAGCCUUCAAUCUGAAUCGUUUGGUUGGUCGGAGAGUACGGAAUGAUGAAGAGUACGUUCAACGAAGGGUUCGUCAUGUAAAGAAAGAAGUUGACGCUGCAAAGAGACGUGUGGAGAGAACGCAAGCUAGGAUAGAGGGUUCAAGACAUGGGAUCAUCAACGAGUACGAACUAGGUCCGUUCAUGUCAUGGAAGCUUUACGAUAGCCUCCUGCGGCUUUCUCAUAUGAAACAUUCAAACUCCUGGAUGGUAGAGUGGCUACUAUGUGAAUGUCACAACGAUAGGGAUUGGAACCCACAUGGGCAGAGUGAUAAACGCCAGGAGGAGGAGGAGGAAGAAGAAGAAAAGAUCCCAAUUCACGAUCCUGCUGAAGAUAAAACCACAGUCGAUGUAGAAUAUGAGCGCAGUGCCAUCGAGUCUGAAAGAAUGAUUGAUGUCGAAUAUGACGAAGAGGACUCUGGCGGCGAGGAAGAGGAAGACUAUCCAUUUCUCGGCUUUGACUUGCAUCUUUUGGACAAGCCAGAUCAACGUAUUUUAAAGAGGUUCAUCCAAAAGAAACUCUCGGGUAAAGACGUUCUCGACCCACGAAUCGUUCUAUCGAUUAAGGAUGUUUGGACCAUGCAUCCAAAUGACCGAUGGGCACUGUAUCAUGUGUGGAUGAAAAGCUAUCUAGAAAUGUUGAACGGAAAGUUACCAUCUUAUGAACUCAAAUUCAAGCAACUUUGUGGACAGCUCGAUGAGGCAAAAGAUGUAGAAAAAUACCAUGUUCUUCGAGAGGCGACUAUAAUUGGCAUGACUACAACUGGAGCAGCUAAUCAUCAACAGGUUCUACAGAGAGUCAGACCAAAGAUCGUAGUUGUAGAGGAAGCUGCUGAGGUACUUGAGGCACACAUUGUCACAGCAUUGAAUGCGUCAUGUCAACAACUCAUUCUUAUUGGAGAUCAUCAGCAACUUCGACCAAAACCGAAUGUGUAUCUAUUAGCUAAGAAGUAUCACCUGGACGUAUCAUUGUUUGAAAGACUCAUCAACAAUGAAUUCCCCUACUCUCAGCUUGAGCUCCAACAUCGCAUGCGUGUUGAGCUAUCUGAUCUAAUGAAAAGGCACUUCUACGACAAUCUUCACGACCAUGAAAGUGUAAAGCAAUACGACAGUGUCGAAUCAGUCCAAAAGGAUAUCUUCUUUCUAGAUCAUGCAGAACCAGAAAAUGAGAUGGAAGAUACACAAAGUCACUUCAAUCUCCAUGAAGCCAGAUUCAUUGUAGCUUUGUGCUACUACUUUCUGCAGCAGGGGUAUGAACCUGGUAAGAUUACAAUCUUAACAGCCUAUACCGGUCAGCUGCUGAAAAUAAAGCAAAUGAUGGAUCGUAGCAAGUUUGAAGGAGUCAAAGUAACUUCAAUAGACAAUUACCAGGGAGAAGAAAAUGACAUCAUCCUACUUUCGUUUGUGAGGAGUAACAACCAUGGACAUAUUGGAUUCUUGGGGAUUUCCAACCGAGUCUGUGUUUCCCUAUCAAGAGCGAAGAAAGGAUUGUACUGCGUUGGAAACUUCACCCUCUUUGCAGAAAAGAGUGAACUAUGGAGAGGAAUCGUAAAUGAUCUAAAAUCAUGGGGAUAUAUUGGUGAUUCCUUGACACUGCAGUGUAGCAAUCAUCCGGAUGAAAUGACGUCGGUGAAAACCGAUGAUGACUUCAAGAAAGUACCUCUAGGUGGAUGUAACAGAGACUGUGAAACAAGAUUGAACUGUGGGCACGUUUGCCGAUUGAAGUGCCACCCUACCGAUCUGGACCAUCUGAUAUACAAAUGUAAAGCGCCCUGCUCCAAAGUAAUCUGUGAAAGAAACCACACUUGCCCAAAGCGCUGCUCAGACCUUUGCCCAACCUCCUGUUCAGUAAAGGUGGAAAAAGAAUUACCUUGCCAUCACUGGUGUAACACUGAAUGCAUGACGGAUAUUUGGUCAAUCGUGUGUGAGGAAAUGAUCGAAAAAACUUUGACUUGCUCACACGUUCUUAUUCUUCCAUGCCACAAACCAACCGCGGGACUUGAGAAGAAGUGUGAAGUCAUCAUCACCAAGAAAUUGGACUGCGGGCACAAAAAGACAGAGAAGUGUAAUGGAAGCGGGCGAUGCGAUGAAUUAGUCUUGAAAGUUCUGGAAUGCGGCCACUCCUGUGAAGCAAAGUGUCAUAAAGAUCCAAAGAACAUCAGAUGUGAAGUAAAUGUUGAGAAAACACUACCAUGUGGACAUACACACACUCUUCUCUGUUCUGCAAGUAUUAGAGAUUUGUUGUGCAACACGAUUACCAGAAAAAUUCUUCCAUGUGGACACGAAAUCAUUGAAAAAUGUUUUCACAAUUCUAAAUGCCCAGAACUUGUCGAGAAAACAUUGCCCUGCGGUCACAAAUUGGAGGUGACGUGUUCGACUGAAGUUGAUGCAGUGGUUUGCGAGGCAAAGUGUAGUAAGAAGCUUCCAUGUGGCCACAAUUGCAAGAAAAAGUGUGGAAAAGACUGCACGGAGAUCUGCAAAGAGAAGAUCACCAGGCAUGACUGGCCCUGUGGUCAUGAAGUAAAGGUGAGGUGCUGCGAUGGACCAGAUGAAUGCCCCUUCCCUUGCGAUGAGAUGCUAAUAUGUAGACAUAGAUGCAAAGGGACUUGUGGGGAAUGCUCUCACGGUCGUUAUCACCUUCCCUGCAAAGAGACAUGCAAGAAAAGGCUCAUAUGCGGACACGAAUGCGCCCUCAAGUGUGGAGCACUGUGUCUUUCCUGUAAGAAGAAAUGUCUUCGGCGCUGCCGUCACUCGCAGUGCAAACAUCCUUGCAAUGAGCCAUGUGAACUUUGUAUGAAGCGAUGCAACUGGAAAUGUAAUCACUACGAGUGUAAGAAGCUGUGCUUCGAGCCUUGUGACAGACCUCCAUGUAACAAGCCCUGCCCAAAGAAGAGAAAAUGUGGUCACCCUUGUAUUGGUCUGUGUGGUGAAAUCUGCCCAAACAAAUGUCGCAUCUGCCACAAAGAUGAUUCGGCGCUUCGCUUCUUUGGGACGGAGAAUAUAGAAACGUCAAGAUACAUUCAGUUAGAAGAUUGUGGACAUUGUUUCGAGGUAGAAGGGCUAGACAGGUUCCUUGGACUUGGCACAAAGACCGAUACAACAGAUGGCUUUACCAAAUUAUCGGUAAAAGCAUGUCCAAGAUGUGAAAAACCCAUUCAGCUAAGCCGUCGUUACACCAAUCUCCUUAAGGAAUCACCAACAAUCAAGCAUCGGAUCAUCGAAAAGCUAAAGGGUGCUGGCAAUGAAGGGCACACACACCUCUAUGAUAAAGUUAACACGUCCGUUUCAUUGGCGCGUGAAACAAUUCUGGUUCUCAUAACCAAGCCUGCCUCAAGUAUGAUGUCACUUUUCACGAAUUUGAGGAGUACUCAUUCAGCGAUUGACCGCCCAUUCGUCAAGGAACUUCGAAAUCUACUACAGGCUGCGGCAGAUGAACUUGUCGUUCGUGUCAACAUGGUCAAGGAUUCCCCGAGUACACUAGUACUUCAGCGCGAGAGCGACCUCUGGAAAGAGACGCAUCGGGUAAAAAUCAUGUGUGACUUAGCCAAGGUAUUGAUAAAUAACCCAACUCAGACAGAUGAUAUACCCAGACUGAUUGUUUUCCUUAAACUGGGCAAGGAUAUGAACUUGGCCCACUCCCUUCUCAAGGAUAUUAGCAGGGCGAACGGUUACAGUCGUACUCUUACUGAACUGACCGCUUUCAAACCCAACUCGUCUCUUUCUCUCGACGCAUCCAUGUGGUUCGUAUGUACCAGUGGACAUCCCGUUCCGAAUCGCAAAAUCAGGAAGGGAUCUUGCGAUGAUUGCGCCAGGAAACUGGUCGAGGAAACAACACUUGCAGAGGCUUCUUCCAAUGCAGAUCAUCAUGGUUAUCGAAGACAGAAUGUAUCCGGCCAACGGGGUUUUCAUGACCAGCAUAUCCAGCGGGGUAGGGGACGAGGGCGUGGAAGGAGAGGCCGAGGAAGGAGAGGUGGACAAAGAGGGGGCCGCGGUCAAAGAAACUACAACCCGUUCUUUCUUUGAAACAUGCAAAUUGCGGUGUAAACUUUCAUUUGGGACUUUCUGAUAUUUUAUGAAUUCAUCACGAGAUGUAUUCUGUUAAAACCUAGAAAACUUUAUACGAAUUAGAAUUCUACUAAACCUUACAAUGGAUGGUUUAUUGGGCAGUGGAAUUCACGCUAAGGCAAAUUAUUGUCUAAAUUCGGUUGAAUUUAUGGUUAUGUUGAUUUUGAAUUCAAAGUACAAUAAUCAGGUGCCAGGCAUACUGACGUAAUGUAUCUCACUACUCAGAUAAUGCUAGCGCGAAGCGUGUGCUGAAAUUUUUCGAUAUUCAAAAUUUUAUAAUCAUGAUACGUACCUGUCUCGCUA
Molecule: messenger RNA, 7581 nt
Organism: Lytechinus variegatus (green sea urchin)
Lineage: Eukaryota; Metazoa; Echinodermata; Echinoidea; Temnopleuroida; Toxopneustidae
Product: NFX1-type zinc finger-containing protein 1-like
Exons: 5
Coding region: 1021-7236 (2071 amino acids)
Biological process (GO): regulatory ncRNA-mediated heterochromatin formation
Cellular component (GO): nuclear RNA-directed RNA polymerase complex; nucleus
Molecular function (GO): helicase activity; zinc ion binding
Source: RefSeq, a predicted model, not a curated record